AUGAGAAUCUGCGGAAGAGCUGGCAUAGCUUUUGCAGAGGAAAACUGUGACUCAGGCAUCUGUCAGAGUUCUCUGGAGAUUCAAGAGGCACUUGGACUUGCUAAAGUUACUGUGGAAGGGCCCUUAUGGAGGGCUCUUAAGGAAAUUAAGUUGCCAUGGGUGAAAAGUGUAGGUCUUGGGGUAGCUGAAGAGCUAGAAGAUAGGUCUCAGUUUAUCAAGAAGUUUUACAAUGAAACUUGGGAAAGAAGAUAUGGCUUCUCAGUGGAUGAAAGCACACUGACUCUCCUCUGGUCCAUAACUGUUUCUAUUUUUGCCAUUGGUGGCCUUGUUGGUGCCAUUAUUGUUACCCCAAUUGUGAAGUUCUUUGGACGGAAAUGUACGUUGCUGCUCAACAAUGUGUUUGCAGUGACAGCCGCAUUGUUGAUGUCCCUCUCCUUGUUGGCAGGGUCAUUUGAAAUGCUCAUACUGGGCCGUGUUAUAAUGGGUGUUGAUGCAGGCAUUUCUCUGAGUGCUCUUCCCAUGUAUUUGAGUGAAAUAUCUCCUAAGGAAAUCCGUGGUUCAUUGGGUCAGGUCACAGCAAUUUUCAUCUGUAUUGGUGUUUUCACUGGUCAAGUUUUGGGGCUGCCAGAAGUAUUUGGGCAAGAAUCUCGGUGGCCUUAUUUAUUUGGAGCAAUCAUUGUUCCUUCACUGAUACAAGUUGUGAUUCUGCCUUUUCUUCCUGAAAGUCCUCGUUACCUCCUACUUGAAAAACAUAACACAAGCAAGGCAGAAAAAGCGUUUCAGACCUUCCUUGGGAAAGAUGACGUGUCUCAUGAAGUAGAGGAAGUUUUGGCAGAGUCUCGAAUCCAAAGAAACACCAAGUUAGUGUCGGUACUUCAGCUCCUGAGAACCCGUGCGGUGAGAUGGCAGGUCAUUACCGUGGUCAUCACCAUGGGCUGCUACCAGCUCUGUGGGCUAAAUGCUAUCUGGUACUACACAAACAGCAUCUUUAGUGAAGCUGGGAUCAAUCAUAAGACAAUCCCCUAUGUUACUUUAAGUACUGGUGCUGUUGAGACUGUGGCUGCUGUUUUUUCUGGCUUGGUUAUUGAGCGGCUAGGACGCAGACCUCUCCUCAUUGGAGGUUUUGGGUUGAUGGUUGUCUUCUUCGCAGUACUUACUGUCUCUCUGACGUUACAGAAAACCGUGCACUGGCUUCCUUAUCUCAGUAUAUUUUGCAUCCUUGCAAUCAUUGCAUCGUUCUGCAUUGGACCAG
Molecule: messenger RNA, 1252 nt
Organism: Nestor notabilis (Kea)
Lineage: Eukaryota; Metazoa; Chordata; Aves; Psittaciformes; Psittacidae
Product: solute carrier family 2, facilitated glucose transporter member 9-like
Exons: 9
Biological process (GO): monosaccharide transmembrane transport
Cellular component (GO): membrane
Molecular function (GO): hexose transmembrane transporter activity
Source: RefSeq, a predicted model, not a curated record